UUCGGUUAUUCUUUGAUCGACCAUCGAGGUGUCUGUUGACUGCCUUAAAACCGCAUCGGUUCCUCUUGUCACAAUGAACUUGCUGCUAGAAGCGACCGUGGUCUCGUCUUUAUUCCUCGUGACCCAGGCAGAAGCAGAAUCUGAUUGGAUAUGCAUCGCUCCGGAUUUCUCGAGCGGACCUAUACCGCCCGUCCUGCCGGAUUCUUACCACAUGGUGUUUGAAGUGAAUGAUCUCGUCGGAAAGAAGCGACAUACAGAUGAAGUUUGGUACGACUGGCCGAAUCAGAGAGCCCGGAUCCGAGAAGUCGAUGAUUCUGGCGUAGCGAGAGAGAUCGUGAGUUUCUACAACUCCAACACCGGCUUCCGCUACUCGGAGGGCGGAAAACAAUCCGUUGACGGGGACGUCAACCGAUUGAACAGUUGUGCAGUUUUCAAAUUGAGCGAACACAAGAACACUCCGCUCUUUGAAAAAGGUGGUCGACCACUGAACAUGGUUGAUGUGUACCAGUCUCUACUUUUCGGCGGGAAAUAUCAAUUUGCAUUCAUGGACAGUGUCGCGGACGCAACGAGCAGAUUCAUCAAGAGCAAUAGGUUCACGUCUUGCAUAACGGACAGGGUCACGGGUCGACGACUCAAUGUGACUUAUCACUGGACACUGGAUGGAAAGAGUCCCAUCAGGUUCGAAAUCGACGGCGGAGCUCUCGAUGGCGAUAACAAUACAGAAUACAGAAUUCGUCAAGUGGCUUCAGUCUUGCGGUUUGAUCGGGAUCCCGAAAUGGACAACGAUCUCUUCGUGGUCCCACGAGACCUCAAAUGUUCAGAUGAUCCUCGUAUCAUACCCGUCGACGAGUUCCCGCAGCUCUCGCAAGAUUUCGCUUGGCGGGAGGAGACUCUGUUUUCCGCUCGAGACCAAGAUGGCCGCGUGCUUGCAAAUGAGACCUCAAUCGAGAACCGUCAGAUUUAUUCAUCAAGAAUUUUCGGCCUCGUCCGCAUGGACUGGAUCCCGACGCUCCGGGACGGCAAGAUGUUUCAAGAUUACAUUGGCAAACCGAUCACGGUCAUUGCCGAUGUUUUUUUCAAAGCCAUUUUCAUCAUUGAAAAAAACACGGGCUCUUGCUCAGUGCUGCCCAUGGCCGGAGAAUUCGCGCUCAUUAAACAGACUGGAACCGCUUCUUUCGACAUCCGAGAGCCUCUGGAUCUGCUUGGCAUGACGACCGAGCACGUGGAGAAGGGAGAGUACGUCGAGAGAGGAUCCCGCGUCACCGUAUUCAGUGACAUCGACGAAGCACCGGAUGGAACGAUCGAGGUUCACGAAGCCACCUUCAGGUACGAUGAAGAACUCUCUCAACUCUCGAAUGGGGCUUUCAUUUUCGUCCCGACGUCGCAGCUCAAUCGGAAAUUUUUCGCAGCCAUCGACGAAAGAACGAAGGCGUUCGAGAGCACUGAGAAGACUUCAUACUUCGACUUCAGAGCGGACUACGCGCAUCUCGACGUCUUCGAGGCGGCUAUGUGCGUGGCCAACCGCAAGAGACGUUUCUUCCGUAUAAGCUUUAGGACCGACUUCAAAGAAGUCAUUUACGGCAAUGGAUAUGAGUUCCUCAAUCGACUCCGAGACAUGAUCGCGAGGACUGGAAAUCUGGGUACAGUUAUGCGGGUUCAGAAACUCAAAAUGCUCGAAGACUUCGAGAAGAAUAGGAUUCACGUGAGCAUGACGCUACUGGAACCCUUCCCGGAGCUCGUGAACGCAAUUCAGACAACAGUGGACAGCGCCAGAGACGAAAUCGUCAGAGCUCUGAAUGACAGGCAGCUGGCGGUGCCCAUAGAGUGGCAGGGAGGAACGAAUACCAUCGUGCCCGAGGCGGGCUCCUUCGUCGAAUUGGAGCUCUCACUCAAGGAACGAACUACUCCUCCGAAAAUGCUGGAAACCAGCAUGUACUCAGCCGAGUUGACGAUCCCUGGAAAAUCUUUCCUGGCAGUAUCAGAAAGCAUUUAUUGGAAGAGCAUCAUGCUCGAAGUGAAUCGCGGCUGCCGGGAGGAGCAUCAUGCCUCGGGGGCUUGCAACUUAGGUAGCAAUGACGAAAAACUCGUUACGGGUUAA
Messenger RNA from Galendromus occidentalis (western predatory mite), 2098 nucleotides. RefSeq lists its product as uncharacterized. NCBI's taxonomy places the organism in Eukaryota, Metazoa, Arthropoda, Arachnida, Mesostigmata, Phytoseiidae. Bases 74 to 2098 code for a protein of 674 amino acids. The transcript has 12 exons. The record is from RefSeq and is a predicted model, not a curated record.